AUGUGGAAUCAGACGUUGCCUCAGCAAGGCCCUACCAGGGUCCUAACCCAAUACGGUAUCACGACGGGCGGACAGUUAUUGAUCCUUGAUGGAGAAGUACAAGAAGAUUACUUGGCUCAAAGCAACCGGGCUACACACGAAAGAAAAAUCACCACAGGAAAUCCAAAGAUACCCGCCAUGAAGUUCCAGCUCAGCUUCCUCCUCCUCGUUCCCUUGCUGGGACUCGGCAUGGCAGACGAGCUUCCCAGCCUCAAGUCCGCCAACGAGAAGGGCAUUUCUGUCGCUGGCCUCGGCGAAGUCAAUGCUGCGUCCAUCUGCCCCCCGUCAUACCCCCGAUACUGCCCGGUCGGAGGAUUCUGCUGCCGCACCACCAAGUGCUGCUCCAAGUCUUGCUGCCAAGACUGGGCCAAGUGGUGCAUUGACGGACACUGCUACGUCACUCUCUCAAGCUCAGGGCACGGCGAAACGAAAACGAGCCAGGCUUUGUUCCGUGUCCCUCGCGAGAAAACUUGGAACAGGGGUGGGAAAGAACUUCGACUUGUUGUUGUGGCAGAGCUUGUGUACUCUGUAGAGAGGCACGAGUCUGAGAGGAGUAGUGAAUUGACGCCGUUCUUUUUUUCUUUUUUCUUUUACGAAUGCAUGGCAGCAGAUAUACUAGCAGACAGUCUGAAUCCUGCAGCUACCUCGGGUUGUUCAACACCACCCGCGGUGGUUGCGUGUCGGUCAGUGAUGAAAACACACACAAGUCUUGUCGGGAUCUUGCAGUGGACCAGGCUGUUUUGCAUGUGUGUCAAGCCGGGCCAGGCAUACCACGGCAUGGUUGUGUAG
Messenger RNA from Ustilaginoidea virens, 828 nucleotides. RefSeq lists its product as uncharacterized. The record is from RefSeq and is a predicted model, not a curated record. The coding region runs from base 1 to 828 and encodes 275 amino acids. The transcript has 7 exons. NCBI's taxonomy places the organism in Eukaryota, Fungi, Ascomycota, Sordariomycetes, Hypocreales, Clavicipitaceae.